CUUAGACGUGUUAUUUAGGUGUAUCCAUGAAAUAUUUUCUUAAAAAAAAGUGUGCAAGAAACAUUGUGACUAGUAGCACUAGGGAAACAUAGAAAAGGGUAAUGAUAGAAGUUGUUUGUUGAAGCGGAGAGGUCAAGUAACUGUAAAAUAGCAGCUUCUCAUCUUCCUCUCUCCACUUUUUCUUAUUGUUCUGCUUUCCUCUGUUUCUCUCUGUUCCAUUUUUAAACUGAAAAAACCAAUAUCAAAGAUUUUCCUAAUACUUCUCUUUCACUCAACCUUUUUCAUUCAAUCUUUUAUCAUCUUCACAAGUUUCUUUUCAUAUUCAACUUCUGUUGUGAAUUGCAUAGCAAUCUUUCUUUUUUAGGUCUCUUCAAAUAAUGGUUUUUCUCUUUUCCUUUGAUUUAUCCUAUCCCUUGGGAUUCUUUGAUUCUUACACUUCCUAAAUAUUUCCUUUUUCUCUUUUCCUAUUUCAUUUUCCAAUCUUGGAUUCAAUUCCUAUUCUGUCUAAUUUUUCAUUUGAUGGACCACUCUUAAUUUAUCAUCUUGGUUACUUUUUGUAGCAUAUAAUUUAUAUAUUUUCAUUCCAAGAACAAAGAAAGAAAAAUCCAUUAAGCUUUUCUUAAGCUUUAUACAUAAUUUAUCUUUCACCAUGAAGGAAAAAGUGGAUUCACCUAUUACAGUUCUUGAGGACUAUUUCAGAAGUUCAGAUUCAGAAUCAAGUUCUUCCAAAGAACCUACUUUGGAUUCUGAGUCUAAUGAUGACAUUUCAAAACCUGUUUCAAGGUGGCAUUCAUUUCUUCAAUUGUUGAAAAGCAGAUCAAAGAAACAGUUACCUGCAUUGAAUCAUCCUCUUAAUGGACAAUUCUCAAGAAGAAUGAGCAGAAGCAUGAGGGAAACCAUUCUUCCAAGUUGUCUCACUCUUGCAAAUGCAACUUCAACACCUUGUAGAUCACCAUGGAAAAUCUUUUCUCAUCAUGAUAUACAAGUUGCAACCAAUAAUUUUAGCCAAGAAAAUUUGAUUGGAAAAGGUGGUUAUGCUGAAGUGUACAAAGGUUGUUUGCCUAAUCAUCGAUUAGUAGCAAUCAAACGGUUAACAAGAGGAACUCCUGAUGAAAUUAUAGGAGACUUUUUAUCCGAACUUGGUGUAAUGGCGCAUGUAAACCAUCCGAAUACUGCUAAGCUGGUUGGCUAUGGAGUGGAUGGAGGAAUGUAUCUAGUUCUUGAAUUAUCUGAAAAAGGGAGUCUAGCUUCAGUGCUAUAUGGUUCCAAGGAGAAAGUACAAUGGUGUAUUAGGCAGAAAAUUGCAUUAGGAACAGCAAAAGGUAUAUUAUAUCUUCAUGAGGGUUGUCAAAAAAGAUUUAUCCACAGAGAUAUAAAAGCUGCAAAUAUCUUGCUCACAGAGGACUUUGAGCCUCAGAUUUGUGAUUUUGGCCUAGCAAAAUGGUUGCCAGAGAAUUGGACUCACCAUAACGUUUCAAAAUUUGAAGGAACUUUUGGCUACCUUGCUCCAGAAUACUUACUUCAUGGCAUAGUAGAUGAGAAAACAGAUGUAUUUGCAUUUGGUGUAUUGCUAUUAGAAUUGGUCAGUGGGAGAAGAGCACUUGAUUAUUCACAACAAAGCCUUGUUUUGUGGGCAAAACCUUUGUUGAAAAAGAAUGAUAUUAUGGAGCUGGUAGAUCCUUCACUAGCAGGUGAAUUUGACUUUAGGCAGAUGAAUCUUAUGCUCUUGACAGCUUCUUUAUGCAUACAACAGUCCUCCAUUCGCCGUCCCUCUAUGAGACAGGUUGUGCAGCUUCUGAACGGAAACCUUAGUUGCUUCAAGGCCAUGAAGAAAUCUCGAUUGCCAUUCUUCCAAAAAGUAUUUCAGGAAGAGCUCCUUGAUUCUGAUUAGUAAACGGAAUAGAAAUCACAUGAUUAUAAGCAACUGCUCAAAGGAGUUUGUGAUUAAUGAAUGGGUUUCUGCAGCUAGAAAUUGUCUCAUCAAACACAAAAUUUUGCACUUUGAAUGCACAAAAGAAGCAUGAUGUUGUUCAUAGUCCUAUGUACAUAAUACUAGUAGAUUUUAUUUUCCCUUUCUAAGUAAUAGGAUACCAAAUACUUUCGAUAAAAUAUAAGCAACAAUGGAUUAAAAAAUAUUGACGUAUUUGGUCGAUCAAAUACAUCAACUUUCUUUGAUCAUUUUGUUUAUAUUUUGAUGCAGAGAGUAAUUUUGUAAAUACAAAGAAAUAUUGUAAUAUCGAUGAGUCUCAACUCAUUUGGUGCUUCUCUUCGUCUAUAAGAUUAGGAGAUGUUGUAGUGAGUAGUUGAAUCUCUCCAUGUUUCUAUUGUGUCCCUCGGUACAGUAAAAGUCAUUUUAGUAAAAAUAUUGUCACAUUUUAUUUUAUUUUUCA
This is a messenger RNA of Medicago truncatula (barrel medic), 2390 nucleotides long. RefSeq names its product receptor-like cytosolic serine/threonine-protein kinase RBK2. Gene Ontology annotation, molecular function: protein kinase activity; ATP binding. The transcript has 7 exons. Gene Ontology annotation, biological process: protein phosphorylation. The record is from RefSeq and is a predicted model, not a curated record. Bases 650 to 1891 code for a protein of 413 amino acids. NCBI's taxonomy places the organism in Eukaryota, Viridiplantae, Streptophyta, Magnoliopsida, Fabales, Fabaceae.